CUUCUCACCACAUUGAUAUAAACAGCAACCCAAGAACCCCACCCACAAAAUCAAGUUUCGCUCUCUCAUCUGCUGGGUAAACGCGACAUGAUGCAACUGUUCCGCCCUCCGGGUGCAGAUCCACUCGCAACGCGCGCCGAUACUUGGCCGUACAUCCACAACAUCUGUGGCUAUCUGGCGCUCGACAAGAAUAGCCUCUAUCGCAACUACAUCCAGCUUUUCGAGAACGGUGCACUCGAUGAGGCUACACUUUCCUCGAUGAUUCGCGACAGCCAUAUCUUCGACGACAACUUCGACGCUGAGCUCCUCCAUGACGAUCUCAUCAUCAUGAUUCUACUCAACAAGGCAGACGACGAAUUCCAAGCCACAGCCGCGCCUGAACCUGCCAGUCACUCCAUGGCUCCAUUCCAGUACUAUUUGGAGCGUGGCCAUGGAGUUGCGCCUGUUCUACCUUCCCAGUUCCAGCACGACAAGAUAGGCACUCGAUUGAAUAACGAGAUAAAACCCUCGUCGGAGCUAUCCUCGCCUCCGCCAUCCCCACCUGAGGCCACACCCGCGAAGCGAAUCAGAAAGACCGUCGGUGGUUGGGAGGAGAGGAUGCUUACGCAAGAGGCCGAGAGCUUUCUCACGAAGGGAAAGCGGUCGAUUCGGGGACGGAAGUCAUCGCGGGGCGUGGACUACCAUGAGCAGUCAGAUUGAUCUUGAGAAGCCGUCUAGGUGAGCUUGAUUGAGGAUUUCCGCAUAUAAUCGGUCAUGAUAUUUUGGAGGAUUAUACUACCUGGUUGGAGCAUCAAGUUUUGUACUGU
Paraphaeosphaeria sporulosa is the source of this 806-nucleotide messenger RNA. RefSeq lists its product as uncharacterized. Bases 88 to 699 code for a protein of 203 amino acids. Lineage: Eukaryota; Fungi; Ascomycota; Dothideomycetes; Pleosporales; Didymosphaeriaceae. The transcript has 2 exons. The record is from RefSeq and is a predicted model, not a curated record.